AAAGCUAUACAGGAGGUGACAAUAGGGGAAGCUAUACAAGAGGUGACAAUAGGGGAAGCUAUACAGGAGGUGACAAUAGGGGAAGCUAUACAGGAGGUGACAAUAGGGGAAGCUAUACAGGAGGUGACAAUAGGGGAAGCUAUACAGGAGGUGACAAUAGGGAAAGCUAUACAGGAGGUGACAAUAGGGGAAGCUAUACAGGAGGUGACAAUAGGGGAAGCUAUACAGGAGGUGACAAUAGGGGAAGCUAUACAGGAGGUGACAAUAGGGAAAGGUAUACAGGAGGUGACAAUAGGGGAAGCUAUACAGGAGGUGACAAUAGGGGAAGCUAUACAGGAGGUGACAAUAGGGAAAGCUAUACAGGAGGUGACAAUAGGGAAAGCUAUACAGGAGGUGACAAUAGGGGAAGCUAUACAGGAGGUGACAAUAGGGAAAGCUAUACAGGAGGUGACAAUAGGGGAAGCUAUACAGGAGGUGACAAUAGGGGAAGCUAUACAGGAGGUGACAAUAGGGGAAGCUAUACAGGAGGUGACAAUAGGGGAAGCUAUACAAGAGGUGACAAUAGGGAAAGCUAUACAGGAGGUGACAAUAGGGAAAGCUAUACAAGAGGUGACAAUAGGGGAAGCUAUACAAGAGGUGACAAUAGGGAAAGCUAUACAGGAGCACAGAAUACUUGCAUAUAACACACUGUACAAUGUAAGUGAUUUAGGACCUAGCAGUUAG
Molecule: messenger RNA, 723 nt
Organism: Saccoglossus kowalevskii
Lineage: Eukaryota; Metazoa; Hemichordata; Enteropneusta; Harrimaniidae
Product: circumsporozoite protein-like
Source: RefSeq, a predicted model, not a curated record